AUGGCGCCGGAGUUGGACGUGGGGAUGAGCAUGGGAAUGGGGAUAGGUGUGGGGAUGAUGCCCAUGGGCCUCAUGGGAAUGGAUGGGGGAGCGUCUUCCUCCUUCUCCACUGCUUACUUGUGCGGUCUGCCGACUACCGAUGGCUUGCCCAUUGACGAUCUCCUCGACUUCUCCAACCAGGACGAUCUUUUCGAUUCUACCGUGCCUGGGUAUGCAGCGGAGAGCCACCAGAGUCACCACCCCCUUCCGUCGCACGGGUCCGCUGCGCCCGCCGUCGGGAGCUUCGACACUUCUGGUUCCAACUUAAGCACCUUCUCCGACGAUCUUUACGUACCUGUAAGCACCACGAUGACCCCCCCGCUUCAUUUCCCUCUAUAUUCUGGUUCUACCUUCUUGUUUCCAUCGUUUCUUUGUUUUUAGAUUCCCACUUCCCUGAAGCUGUUCUGAUCCUGGUUUUUAUUACUUCUGUGGAAAUUUCUAACAGAGCGAGGAAGCUGCGGAGCUCGAGUGGCUAUCCAAGUUCGUCGACGACUCCUUCGCAGACGUUCCCUUUCCUUCUUCCCCAGGGGGCUGUGGCAAUGGCCUCGAAACCAUUCCUUCCUCUAUUUCUGGCGGCCUUCGCGGCGACCCUUCCGCCAUACCAGGUCGCGCCAGGAGCAAGCGAUCGAGGGCGCCUGCCGCCGCCCUCCAACAUCCCACAUCUACCUGGUCCACCCCAGAGCCGCCGCAACCUUCAGCAUUCUCCAUGUCACCCACCUCGUCUUCCUCCUCCCUGUUAGAAUUCCCACCCUGCAGCGCUACCAGCAAGCUCAAGGCGGCCGCCGCCGCCUGCGGCGGCAGGAAGAAGGAAAUGGCCGCCGGACCGGGAAUGGAGAGCGGGGUGCGGAGGUGCACCCACUGCUCCUCGGAGAAGACACCCCAAUGGCGAUCGGGCCCCCUGGGCCCGAAAACGCUGUGGCCGGUGUGCCUACAAAUCCGGCCGCCCGGAGUACCGCCCUGCAGCCAGCCCUACCUUUGUGUUCACCAAACACUCCAACUCCCACCGCAAAGUCAUGGAGCUCCGCCGACAGAAGGAGCUCAUCCUCCGCCACCACGGCGGUGGGUCCGCUGCAACGUCGCCCUCCUCGCGGCCGGAGCUGCUCUUCCAUGA
This is a messenger RNA of Spirodela intermedia, 1150 nucleotides long. Lineage: Eukaryota; Viridiplantae; Streptophyta; Magnoliopsida; Alismatales; Araceae. The record is from the annotation of a GenBank genome assembly.